Messenger RNA from Balaenoptera musculus (blue whale), 2217 nucleotides. RefSeq names its product zinc activated ion channel (gene ZACN). Gene Ontology annotation, cellular component: synapse; neuron projection; membrane. The record is from RefSeq and is a predicted model, not a curated record. Gene Ontology annotation, molecular function: extracellular ligand-gated monoatomic ion channel activity; neurotransmitter receptor activity; transmembrane signaling receptor activity. Lineage: Eukaryota; Metazoa; Chordata; Mammalia; Artiodactyla; Balaenopteridae. Gene Ontology annotation, biological process: nervous system process; monoatomic ion transmembrane transport; regulation of membrane potential.
AGUCCAAGGCUCCAGGGUUGGUGCACAGCACAGCUGCCUCCAGCCGACUGCCCAGUCCCCCAGAGAAGUGACUGAAGUAGAGGUUGUAGCUUAGGCACUCCUGCUCCAUCCAGCCCCUCCGUGCAGCUGCUGAUGGCCCUGUGGCUCCUGCCCCAUCUCACCUUCCUCAGGCUCGGAACCCCACAGCCCUUGGCUCGGGAGUGUGGCUUCAGCGUGCCAGCGGUUGACUGGCCAUCCUUCUUCAACCUCAAUUCACCCCAGGAGGUUCAGGAAACCAUCCAGAUUCCGAACAACGGAAGCGCGCCCCUGCUCGUGGACGUGCAGGUGUUUGUGUCAAACGUGUUUAACGUGGACAUCCUGCGGUAAGUGUCCUCCACGAUGCUGCUUCGGCUGUCCUGGCGGGACACUCGCCUGGCCUUGAACUUGACUGGGCACCGGCAGGGCAGAGUCACGCUGCCCUGGGACUCUCUCUGGACACCAGGACUCACUAUCCGGGAGGCGCUCUGGGUGAGCUGGCAGGACCAGAGCCCACAGGCCCGAGUGGACCGGGAUGGCCACAUCGAGCUCUCCCUGGCCCUCACCACGGAGACCUACUGUGACUUUGAGCUUUUCCACCUCCCCAGGGACCAGAGCGACUGCAGCCUCAGCUUCUUCGCUUUUGGCAACACUGUGAUGGAGCUGGAGUUCCAGGCCCAUGCGGUGAAUGAGAUCGUGAGUGUCAAGAGGGAAUACGUAGUUCAGGAUUUGAAGACGCAAGUCCCAUCCCAGCAGCUGGUGCCCUGCUUCCAGGUGACGCCCCGACCUUCCUCCUUCCGGUUGCGCCUGCAGAACACAGCGCUAAAGGCCAUCAUAGCGCUCUUGGUACCCGGGGAGGCGCUGCUGUUGGCUGACCUGUGCGAGCCGCUGCUGCCCCUCCGUACGGAGCGCAUCGCCUACAAGGUGACCCGGCUGCUGGCUUACCUCGUCUUCCGCUCCUCCCUGGUUCAGGCCCUGCCCAGCUCCUCCUCCUGCAACCCGCUGCUUAUUCACUACUUCACUGUCCUUGCUGCUCUUCAUCACACCACGGAGACCGUGCUGUUGUCCGGGCUGCUGGCCCACAGCAACCCCAGGGCGGAGAGCAGCCCCAGCCCGGUCCUGAGAGGGGAGCAGCACGACUGUGGGAGCCCAGGGCCUGAUCCUGAAGAAGCCUCCAGAAGAGUAAAGGGGUCCAGGAGAAGCUGGCCUGAGGCUGCUGACCACAUCUUCUUCCUGGUGUACAUGGCAGGGGUGCUGUGUAGCCAGUUCAUCUUCGCUGUGCUCUGGAUGUGGGCGACAUGCAAGUCGGACCCAGCCCCUGGUGAGGCUGCACCCCACGGCGGGUGGCCCAGGCUGUAAGGGCCAGGGCCUGGGGCUGCAGACCUGAGGGGUUGGGCUGUGACAGGGUCUCCGGAAAGAGGGGGGAGGGAGGUCGACUCUCUUCCCUAAGCCUGGAGGACCCCAGGCCACCCUGAGCUCUCCCUUCUGUUAGCAUGCAAGCGAAGAGUGUGGAAUAAACCCAUCAUCCCAGUGCAAGGGCACCUCAGGGGUCUGUCUUCACUGAGCUCAGCUGUUCACUCUUAUGGAAGUAGGUGGGGCCCAUCUCAUGCCCCCGGCCCCCACUCCGCCCCAGAUCGUCUCAUGAUUGUUCACUGGUCGGUCACCCAGUCCCCACACGCAGCCUAACUGCUCCUUCUGCAACCACUGCUGCUUGGCUCCAGGCACGGGGUGGUCAGAACUCCUUCUGUGAAGUCCUGCCGAGUGCUGGCCCUCAGAGGGCAGGGGAGAGAGCGCUCCUGCUCCAGCCACCAGGGGGAUGCCUCGGGGGCAGAACCCCCCAGACCGCAGGACUGCGGGGACGGGGAAUGCGUCCUCUGCGCUGAAUCCGAGCGCGGGUCAACCCUGCUUGCUCUUCUCCAGGCCCUGUGGCUGCAGCGUGGCCUGCUCCUCUGAGCCCAGCCCUCACGCCUGGGCUGAAGGGGGCUCUCCAUCCCCAACUCCGAGCUGGCCCGGAGGUGGGCUUGCUCUGCUCUCCUGCUCCUGUCCACACGAGGCAGCUGAGGGCACAGCCCUCUGUCUUCCUUCUCUGUCCUUCCUGCCUUGAAGCCGUCACGUGGCCCCUGCGGGCUGCAGUCAGGGUCAUGAAACCCAAGGUGUGGAGGAACCCCAGAGUUCUGGGAGAGCGCUGCUUGUGUGGGGAAU